Messenger RNA from Dreissena polymorpha, 5009 nucleotides. RefSeq names its product homeobox protein PKNOX1-like. The transcript is spliced from 10 exons. The record is from RefSeq and is a predicted model, not a curated record. Gene Ontology annotation, molecular function: DNA-binding transcription factor activity, RNA polymerase II-specific; RNA polymerase II cis-regulatory region sequence-specific DNA binding. Gene Ontology annotation, biological process: regulation of transcription by RNA polymerase II. Bases 220 to 1719 code for a protein of 499 amino acids. NCBI's taxonomy places the organism in Eukaryota, Metazoa, Mollusca, Bivalvia, Myida, Dreissenidae.
GUAUGUGACUAUGUCACGAUCCACUGGAGAGGAGGGGGUGUAAGAAAGUCAAGUGUGACAGUUUGUGACAUGGGGGUCAGGGGUUCAGGCCAUGUGUGACAUCACACAUUUGAAAAAUACAAAUGUAUAUUAUUUCUUUUUUGUUACGUUCCUCAAAGAAGACAAAAACACUAUGCGACUUCACUGAGGUGAAGAAGUCGUAUGGGAUGCACCUUCUAGAUGUCAUCAGUAACACACGUGAUACCACAGUCCUUUGUGACUGAUGGUCAGAUAAUUAACUUAGUGACCCCUACUGUAACACUUCAGUCUGUAGCACAAGAUGGGUCGGUUGUGCGCUUAAGUGAGUCAGUCCAGUUGGUACAACCCAUGUUUACACCAUCUACAGUGCAGUCCAUCCAGCCAUUACUUUCAGAUCCAAACUUGGACAGGGAUAAAAAUGCCAUUUACAACCAUCCCCUGUUCCCACUCAUGGCCCUUCUCUUUGAGAAGUGCGAGCAGGCGUCUAAUGUGUCAGAGGUUGCGUCCCCUGACUCGAUCAACGAGGACGUGCAGGUGUUCCUCAUGCACAAACAGAAAGACAACACCGGCCUGUUGUCGGGAAAUGCAGACGUGGAUAACUUGAUGAUAAAAGCUAUCCAGGUGCUCAGAAUUCACCUACUGGAACUAGAGAAAGUGAAUGAACUGUGCAAAGACUUCUGUCAAAGGUACACAAGCUGCCUGAAGGGCAAACUGCAGAGUGAAAACCUGUUGAGAACAGAGUCGGAUUACGACCAGUCAAUGUUUGACGAGCCCCCAAAGGAGGAAAAUAUGCAACCAGUCCAGACGCUGACGUCAUCAACGGCAGGGGGCAGUGUCAUUCUGCAGCAACCCUUCCAGACCACAAUGGCUGCGAUGCCCACGCUGGGUCCGGGCCAAAUACUCUCGGGUGGCACCAUUUACCAGAUGGUGAACACCCCACAGGGCCUUGUAGCCCAGCCAGUUCAGGUUUAUCCAUUUCAGAUCCAGCCCACUUUCACAUCUCUCAGUCCUGGGGGUCAGCUGAUACAUGGCAGCACGCCCCUGUCACAAAUCGGGGUUACCGUGCCGACCAGUCUUGUGUCUUCGUCUGCUCAUCAUACUACUAGUGCUUUGACCAAUCUGAGCGGCCUGGAUUCGGAUGAUGAAGACAACGGCAAGAACAAGAAGAGCAAGCGAGGGGUUCUACCCAAGGCGGCAACUCAGAUCAUGAAGACCUGGCUCUUCCAGCACAUCGUGCACCCUUACCCCACAGAAGAUGAGAAGAAAGUGAUCGCUCAACAGACCAACCUUACUCUUCUCCAAGUGAACAACUGGUUUAUCAAUGCUCGACGGCGAAUUCUACAACCCAUGUUAGAGGCUGGCAACCCAGACCAGUCGAAAACAAAGAAGCCAAAACCCCAGACCAAACCUCCCCAAAGGUUCUGGCCUUUUGGAACGACGUCUUCAGCUUCGAGCUUGACCUCCGGUCAGAAGACCGUGACAGCAUCCCCUGGCAGCUACUCAUCCACACUUGUUGUGCCCACAGGGCCAUUGAUCACAGCUGAUGGUCAGAUUGUUAGUUUCCAAGGAAUUAACUUCUCAGGCAUUCUGGGCGAUAUCAAACCGUCGUAUCUCACGUCUGACGAAACAAAAGACUCUAGUGACACAAACAACAACAGUCAUAGUACAGACAAUGAUUCAAAUGAGAAUGACAAAUCAUGACAGUCUGUAUUUACAUGCAUUCAAACUAUAUGUUGACAUUUCAUCAUGUUCAUUUAUAUUUAUUCAUUUAAAUGGAUAUUUUUGUCCAUUAAAUGAGUAUGGUACAAACGAUGAUCCCAGUCAAAUUAUUCUUACAUUAUUGCAGGAUUUGUUUUUUAAUCCAAAAAAAUGUUUUAAACUAAUUUACAGGAUGAAUAUUUAAUAAACAUCUGUGUUUUCAUUGAGUGUGGCUCAAAUAUGAUGUGUGCUUAGUUUCUUACUGAAAUUCAGUGUUUUGUGGCUAUGAUUUAAAAGCAAUAAAUUAACCCUUUCCCACUCAGAAGCAAAGUUAAAAUGGCUAUGUGCAAACAGCAUAAAACCAGAACAGCCUGCGAGUAACACGCAGUCUGUUCAGUUUUAUGCUGUUUGCCACUCAUCAGUAUCUAAGAGUUGGAAAUGAAGCCUUUAAAAUUUGAAUCUAGUAAGAAGUCAUUAUUUAAAUUUAACUUUCUAAGGCACUACAAAUGUGUCCAAAUAUGUAAGUGGUAAAGCGUAAAUCAGUCUAUUUAAAAUUCUCAGUUCAAAAUUAAGGAAAAUAUAGAACAAAAUGUCUUUGAUGAUUGUACUUCAUGUAGAGUUAGAGACAUUGUAACACAUCAAUAUAAAGAUAUUGAUGUGAUCAAUUGGAACAUUAUACUUGUUAUUUUGCUCUUUACAUGCUAAACUUUAUCUUUACACAAACUUUUUUGCUUAAAGGGUAAAUUUAUUACGAUUUAAUGUUACCAUGCUGAAGAGUUAUAAACAAAACAUUAAUGUGCUAUAUUUGUGCUGUGAUUGGGAAAAACUUUUGUAUGAGAACAUGGUAGUUCUAUCAUUUUUAUGCUCUCCCCAAAUUUUUUUGGGGGGAGCAUAUAGUCGCCUAUUUGUCUGUCCGUGUGUGUGUCUGUCUGUCUGUCCAUCCGUGCACAAUUUUUGUUCGGGCUAUUUCUCAGCAAUUAAUGACCGGAAUUCAAUUAAACUUUAUGGGAAGCUUCACUACCAAGAGGAGAUGUGCAUAAAAUCAGCCGGUUCUGGUCGGAUGAUUUUUCACAGAGUUAUGGCCCUUUGAAAUUUUCCAUUAACUGUACAUAUAGUGCAAUUCUUGUCCCCCCAACUACUGACUGGAAUUAAAUGAAGCUUUAUGGGAAGCUUAACUACCUUGAGGAGAUGCGCAUGUUAUUUGUGGGUUCUGGUUAGAUGAUUUAUUGAGAGAGUUAUGGCCCUUUGAAAUUGUUAAGUUGCUAAACCAUCCAUCGUAUUAUUUUGUCCAAAGUUAUGCCCCUCAAGACGUUUCCUUUUAUCUGAAUAUAUAGAGCAAUAUUGUGACAAAAAAAACUUUGGGGAGCAUCACCCGUCUCCGACGGUUUCUUGUUAUUUAUUAUGUUAAUCCAGAUUGUAAAUGUAACUAAUGCGACAAAAGCUAUUGAGGCUUAUGCAAGUUUGUCUCUUUCACUUCAAUGUGUACUAAGAUUAAUGAGUAUCUGGAUUUUGAUGUAAGUACAUGGCUUGUGUUUUGCUAUGAUUUUGCAAAUAUCCAAUGCCCUUCUUAAUUAGUUAUGAUGUUGUCAUACUAGUAUUGGAGAUGGUCUUAAGUGUAAUAUGCCUUUUUGAUUUUUUAUAUGCUAUUGUAUAUUCUAUGCAGGUAUAUAUAUUUGUUUUGUGUCAAAUUUACAAUAAGUGUGUGGAACUCUAAAAAGAGAAUUUGUAAAAAUCUUGUGCAAUAAUAUUUUAAACUUUUUCAGACAAAGUCUGUUCUUAUGCGUAACAUUACCUUUUAUCUUAUCCUACUAUUGUUUGAAGCUGUAUGUUUUGUAAUUUUGAAAGGUUAGUUGUCUUUGUUGCAGGUUAGUGUUGAAAUAUUUGUAACUACUUUUAGUGCCCUACCGGUUUUAUGGGAGGUAAUUAUCAGUUCAGCCUCUGUCUGUGUCUGUUCAUCGCAAAAAAUCUUUAUCACGCUUUUAAUUAAAAGUAAUAAAGCCGGGUUGAUCAAAUUUGGUACUAGUAUUGUGGAUUAGGGGCCAUAUGUGGAUUUAUAGUAAUAUGCAUUUUAUAUCAGUUUCUAUGACUAUUUGGCCUUCUGUAUGUCUGUCUGAAAUUUUUUUAUUUGCAGUUACUCUAAAAAACAAGAGAUAUAUUCACGAAACUAUAUUUGAAGUUACAGUGUCAAAUGGGGAAUAUGCACAUUUUUUUUUUGUCUGACAAACAUUUGUUUGCAAUGAUUUUAGAAAUACAUGUAAUUGAAAACUGUUAUCUGGAUCAUGUGCUACCUAAAAAAGCACUGAGGCAGGAUGUUGAAACUGGGUUUAAAAUACAAAUUUCUGAUUGCUAUGGUAUUCAAAAUCUGGAUUCUGUGCUUAUUAAAAAAGUACUGAGGCAAGUGAAGGAAACUGGGUUUAAAAUCCAUAUUUGUGGUUUCUAUGGUUAAACAAAUAAUUGAAAAAUGAAAUUGUGAUCCUGCCAUUACUUAAUCGAUGAAUUGAUAAAAUUAUUGAGACAAUGCUCUUACUCCAACCGCAUUAAUCAGGUAGAAGUUUUGCUUGUGACAAAAGCUCGUUUUAAAUUUGUUAAAUAAAUAUUUUUAAAUUUUUAUCAAUGAAGCAUUUGUAUCGUUACUAUUUUUGCUUUAAUUAAGAUCAUAGAAAGUUAUGUCAAGUGUUAUUGAAUAAUUCCAUCAAGUUGUCUAACUAUUAGAAAAGAAUGCUUAUAUCAAUUGCAUUUGUCAUUUAAUUUUAUUAAAUGAAAGUUUAAUGGAGUGCCUUAUGUUUAUAUUUAAUGGAUAUAUUUAACAUCACCAAAAUGUGAUGGACUUGAUUAAGCAGAUAUGUACCGGUAUUUAAAUUGCUGUGCUUUACAUAGUGAAUACAUGUAUAUGAAUAUAUUGGAUUCUAAUUGAAAGUCACACGGAAUUUCUGCAAGUUUGUCUUCAGUGUUGAACAUUUGAUUUGAUGUAAAAAGAACACAAGGCCAAUAAUUUUAUUACAACUUUUAACCCAGUUAUGACAUAUAAUAUAUGUUUUGUUUUUAAUACUAGUACUUGUAUGUACAAUCACGGAGCGUAUAUCUCAUCUAGAGUCCGUGGUACAAUGAAAAGCUGUUAAGCUUUUGUUUUUAAUACUAGUAAUUGUAUGUACAAUGAAAAGCUGUUAAACUUUGAUAUUUACGGUAUAUGUGUUAGUGUUGUGGUAUCUGUUUUAUUGCUAUGCAAUAAUACAACUUUGUUAUGCAUUGGUUGGGAGGGUAUUUGAAACAAAAAUAUAUAUAUACAACUGUAA